This is a messenger RNA of Microthlaspi erraticum, 561 nucleotides long. NCBI's taxonomy places the organism in Eukaryota, Viridiplantae, Streptophyta, Magnoliopsida, Brassicales, Brassicaceae. The record is from the annotation of a GenBank genome assembly.
AUGGGACCUCCAAACGACGAGCUCGUCACCAAAACAAGCGGACUGCAAAGUCAACUCGGCGCAGAUGGAAACCCCAUCGUCCAUCCCGUCGAAGUCGACGCGACCAACGGUCACGUCAACCCUCCGCCGCCACCGGUUCCUGACGUAGAAGCUCCCGUCACGACCGCCGCGUUAACCGCCGCCAUGCAAAGUUUUGCUGCUCAAAUUGCCGAGAUGCAAGCUCAGCAGCAAAAGUACAACGACAAGAUCGACUCCCUCCACGUCACCAGCGACGGACGAGUCAGCCCGACGGGACGAACCCUCUUCCAACACCGACAAGAAGCACCACCGCGACUGGUUCUAAUGCCGCGACGAAUGGUGAGAAAGACACCGACCCGGAAGUGGCCAAGCUGCGCCGCGACCUCGACGCAAUCAGCUCCAAAGUGCACGACGCCAUCAGCUCGGCACCCGAGAUUGCCAAAGUCCUCGCCGAGACGAAAAGAGUCCUUUCACUCGUCGCAUCGCCGCGAUACCUCUAAAGGAUCAAACGGCUCUCCGUCUUCAGUUCUACAACAAUGGUGA